Ilex paraguariensis (yerba mate) is the source of this 1730-nucleotide messenger RNA. The record is from the annotation of a GenBank genome assembly. Lineage: Eukaryota; Viridiplantae; Streptophyta; Magnoliopsida; Aquifoliales; Aquifoliaceae.
AUGUUUGGAGGUGUUGUGACUGUUCCUAGCAACAGUCCACAUCUGCGGAAAUCUGGGAGCAGACCUGUCGUCUCUGAUCUUGAUACAAGUGACCUGGGAAGUAGUGUCGAAGAAAAUUUUUUGCAUUCAAUAGAGUCAAAUGAAAUGAAGGGUAUAAGCACGCCAUUGAGCAGUGCUGCGAUAAUGCCAUCUCCAAUUCUUCUUUGGAGAUUUAAGGUACUAUUGUUUUUCAUCUGGGGUUUUAGUUGUUGCAAGCAGUUUAGGAAGCUGUUGUGCUUUCUCUUGAUUGGAUGGGACUCCGUGAUGAGAAUGAGUGUGGACAAGCGAGAUCUAUUUCUAUAUGAGGCUUUUUUGUAUUAUAAUCCUCUUCUUCUUGUGACUUUGAUGGUUUGGCUUUGGGGUGUAAAUUUAUGGGUCUUUGCCCAGGGUAACAUCAAUUAUGCAAAAAUUUUUGACCUUGAUCAAAAUCAUCUUACCUGCAGAGAAAUAUGGAAGUGUGCCACCUGGAUGACAAUCGUUGUUCCAACUAGCAUGACAGCCUAUCUUUAUCUUUAUUCUCACGGAGAAGUUUCAUUGGCUGCUUCCCAACCAGUGCUUUUAUAUGCUGCUGUUGCAAUGGUUCUGAUAUUCCCCUUUGAUAUUUUUUAUUUGUCAUCUCGCUUCUUUUUGUUGAGGACUCUUUGGCGGAUUGUAUUCCCAUUACAGGCAAUUACAUUUGCCGACUUUUUCUUGGCUGAUAUAUUAACCUCUAUGUCAAAGGCAAUUACAUUUGCCGACUUUUUCUUGGCUGAUAUAUUAACCUCUAUGUCAAAGGCAAUUACAUUUGCCGACUUUUUCUUGGCUGAUAUAUUAACCUCUAUGUCAAAGGUAUUUUCUGAUUUGGAGCGCUCGGUUUGUCGCAUGGUUCAUCGUCAGGUUGCCACUAUUGCAUGGUUUGAGGCUGAUUCUGUUUGUGGCAGUCAUGCUAUUGCUAUCCCUAUUGUUCUUGUUUUGCCUUAUAUCUUUCGUCUCUUUCAAUGUCUUCGGCAAUACAAGGAUACUGGGGAGAAAAAUACGCUGCUGAAUGCUUUAAAAUAUUCGACUGCAGUACCGGUGAUUUUUCUUUCAGCCCUUAAGUAUCAUGUCUUCCCUGAUAAGUGGACCAACAUGUAUCGUCCUCUAUGGCUUCUGUCAAGUGUUCUGAACUCUUUAUACUCAUUCUACUGGGACGUGACCCGUGAUUGGGACUUGAGCGGCUUCACCCGGAUUUUCAAGUUCAGCAAACCCCAUCUCUUCUCUCACAUGUUAUAUGGAAGGAAAUGGGUUUAUUUUUGGGUAAUAGGAAGCAAUCUGAUCCUGAGGUGCACAUGGACAUACAAGCUGUCGGCCCAUCUCCGCCAUAAUUACAUUACUCUCUUUACAAUUACUGCUUUGGAAAUAUUCCGCCGCUUCCAAUGGGUGUUCUUCCGUGUAGAGAAUGAGUGGAACAAAAUGAACUCCAAGCCGAACAUUCAGCUGGGUGACAUCUCAAAUGAUGAAGAAAAAUUACUCAACUCCAAUGAUCACAAUAUAUAGACCACAACAGAGUAGCUUUCGUUGUAAGCAGCACUGCUCGAGUUUUAUUACUAACACGCUCCAUAUGCUCAAUGAAUGGGUUUGUCCAUUCCAUUUUUAUCCUCAAAAUUCAUAGCUUACAUUGAUAUUUCUUCUUGAUUAUAGAAAAUUAGGUCAUUGAUAUGCUUACAACAUCC